Molecule: messenger RNA, 423 nt
Organism: Thelazia callipaeda (thelaziosis nematode)
Lineage: Eukaryota; Metazoa; Nematoda; Chromadorea; Rhabditida; Thelaziidae
Source: the annotation of a GenBank genome assembly
AUGAUGGCAUCGAAUCAUGACGAAGCUGACAGUACACAUGCAGCGAGUAAAGAUGAUAUUAGAGUUUCAGCGCAACUUUUGUUGCCUGAAAUUGAAAACUUGGAAAAAUUACAAGAAUCUGUUGGAAUGAUGGUAUUAGAUGUCGUCGAGAAGCGAUUGACGUAUCCUUCAAUGAUUGCUUCAUAUGUUGCUCAAGAAAAUCAGUGCAGUUUGGACAGGCUAGAAAAUGCCGAAAUUUCGUGGGAAUCAAAGAUUACUCUAGACAAAGAUAUUGAUAAUAUGUUUGAAAUGAUUGAAGAGAUCAGAGCAAAAAAGACUGAAAACAGUGCUCUCUUCCUCGAAAUUGAAGAGGUAAAAAAACAAAUCAACGAACUUCGAAAAACAGCGAAUACGAAUAAUGAUUUUAUACACAGUGUUUUAUGA